AGAACAAAAAGGUAUAUUUAACUUCACUGUGAAUAAAUUUUUACUGUGCGGUUGGAAGUUGCGAUAACAUUUUGCGAAAAAAUUGCAUCUGCGUUAAUCAAAAGCCUUUACUAAUUUGUUUUUUUCAGUUUAAAUAAAGUUAAGAAGUUGCUUAUUUGUUGAACUAGAAAUCAAAAACAAACAUUAAGGAUAAUGGCGAAGAAAACCUACGAUUUACUUUUCAAGUUGUUGCUAAUCGGCGACUCAGGCGUAGGAAAAACUUGCAUACUAUUCCGAUUCUCGGAUGAUGCAUUCACGUCUACCUUUAUUUCGACAAUUGGAAUUGAUUUUAAAAUAAAAACGGUCGAGCUAAGGGGGAAAAAAAUUAAGCUUCAAAUAUGGGACACUGCCGGUCAAGAACGUUUUCACACAAUCACAACAUCCUACUACCGUGGCGCUAUGGGUAUAAUGCUGGUAUAUGAUAUAACAAAUGAAAAGAGUUUCGAGAAUAUAGUAAAAUGGUUACGAAAUAUAGAUGAGCAUGCCAACGAAGAUGUGGAGAAAAUGAUUCUGGGUAAUAAAUGCGAUAUGACAGAUAAGCGUGUUGUUAGCAAAGAACGCGGUGAGGCGAUCGCGCGGGAGCAUGGUAUAAGAUUUAUGGAAACAUCUGCCAAAUCCAACAUCAAUAUCGAGCGCGCAUUUUGUGAACUGGCUGAAGCUAUACUAGAUAAAACGUCUGGUCGCGAAGCAGCCGAGAAUCCUGAACGCCUGGUAGUUGAUCGUCGAAAUAACGAAAAAGCGCCAGCCUACAAGAGUUGUUGUUCUUAAGGACACAUACCAUAACAGCCACCCCCAAUCUACCAUGCCACCAACAGCACCACCACCAACUACCACAUUUAAAACCUUAUUGGUACUAAAUAUCAGAGGCCAAUAAGAGUUGCGAAAUCAUUAGAAUAGUUUUGCCUAAUAAAAAAUAAGAUACUAUCGAUUUUUUACUUAAAGAGAAAGUAAUUACUUAUCAACAGCUACUCAACUCGCUACUAUAUGUAUGUGUGUAUUGUGUUUUUUUUUUAUAAGACGAAAAGGGAUAAAAUGUUUGUAAAAAGUAAGAAUUGAAAAAUGGUAUUGCUUGUGCAAUGAUUUACAUACAUAGGUGAUCAUGAUACAUAUGCUUACUCGCUUCUAAAAAGAAAUUUAAAAGAAGAAAGUAAUGAAUUACAAAAAAUUUUAAAGUAUA
Messenger RNA from Rhagoletis pomonella (apple maggot), 1216 nucleotides. RefSeq names its product ras-related protein Rab-10 (gene Rab10). Gene Ontology annotation, molecular function: GTP binding; GTPase activity. Gene Ontology annotation, biological process: cellular response to insulin stimulus. Lineage: Eukaryota; Metazoa; Arthropoda; Insecta; Diptera; Tephritidae. Gene Ontology annotation, cellular component: Golgi apparatus; recycling endosome; insulin-responsive compartment. The transcript has 4 exons. The coding region runs from base 193 to 807 and encodes 204 amino acids. The record is from RefSeq and is a predicted model, not a curated record.